Molecule: messenger RNA, 1179 nt
Organism: Daphnia carinata
Lineage: Eukaryota; Metazoa; Arthropoda; Branchiopoda; Diplostraca; Daphniidae
Product: abasic site processing protein HMCES-like
Exons: 5
Coding region: 66-1058 (330 amino acids)
Biological process (GO): DNA damage response
Molecular function (GO): single-stranded DNA binding
Source: RefSeq, a predicted model, not a curated record
AAUAGCUCUGUUCAAUCAUAAUACCGCCAUUUAUUAGCUUUGACUCUGUGCUUUAAGUCUUUAAAAUGUGCGGCCGAACUGCUUGUACGUUAUCGCCUGAUGUAUUAUGCAAAGCAUGCACUUACAAGAAAAGGAAAUCUGAUUGUUAUACUCAAGUUGAGUGGAGAGAAAGUAGUAAUGGGAAGGAAUGUAAUCCAUCUACCAACUUUGUCCCAACUUUCUAUGGGCCUGUAAUAAUUUCGAAGAAGCAUUUGGACCCAAAUGCUGAUCCAGAUGACAGAAUUCUAAUGCCUAUGAUGUGGGGAAUUAUUCCAAGAUGGCAUAAAGGACCUCCAACCCAGCACAAGAUGACAACAAACAAUUGCCGUGUUGAAGGAAUUACUGAAAGUCGCCUUUACAAGGAUCCAUUACAUAAGGGUAGACGCUGUGUAGUACUCUGUGAGGGAUUCUACGAAUGGAAAAAACCUAAGAGUAAAGGAGAAACUAAGCAACCAUACAUGAUAUAUUUCCCCCAACCUGAAGGACGAUCGAUUUUUGAGCCAGAGACGUGGGUGGAUUGUUUAGACAAGCUCUCGUCUAAAGAAGAUGGCUGGAAAGGACCAAAACCACUCACGAUGGCUGGUCUAUUCGAUACCUGGAAAUCACCUGAAGAUGGUAGCAUCAUUUAUAGUUACAGUAUAAUAACCAUGGACUCUUCUUCGGCAUUCGCAUGGAUCCAUGAAAGAAUGCCAGCUAUUCUUGAAACGGAAGAUGACGUCCGCGAUUGGCUUGACUACACACGCGUUCCUGCUGAACAAGCCCUUGCCAAAUUGAAAGCUUCAUCCAUAUUAACUUGCCAUCCCGUGUCUACCGAUGUGAACAAUGCGAAAAACAAAGGGGAUCAUCUCACAAAAGCCAUUGAUUUGAAUAAACCCAAAAAGCUCUCGGGUAGUGGAAAGUUUAUGGCAAACUGGUUGAGCCGAGGAAGUCCGGUUAAAGCAGAAAGAAAUGAAAGUCCCCCCAAAGAGGGCGUUAAACGUCGUUCGUCAAUGGAUAAAGAUCCAGUUCAAGAUUUAUAGGAUAUGUAGUAACAUUCCCUGGCAAUUCACAACUGACCGUUCAAACAGGAUGUCAGCCGUCCGCCGAAGCCAUCGAAAAUUUCACACUGAUAAAUAUUUAUGUAAUCUACCUCCGUUAUCA